This is a messenger RNA of Stomoxys calcitrans (stable fly), 1275 nucleotides long. RefSeq lists its product as uncharacterized. Lineage: Eukaryota; Metazoa; Arthropoda; Insecta; Diptera; Muscidae. Bases 331 to 1200 code for a protein of 289 amino acids. The transcript has 2 exons. The record is from RefSeq and is a predicted model, not a curated record.
CAAACCAGACAGACGUAUCUUUGGAACGCUCCAGUUAAACUGCCAAAUUUAUAAAGAACUAAGCCUUUCUGCAACCUGCAAGCGACUUUAAAGCAAAGACUGGCACCAAAAAUACCACUGUUGAUGAAGACAACAUUUCUGCUACGCUGGUUACUGCUUACACUAAUACCACAAAAUAAAAAUAAUAACAUCAGCUGGCCUUGUCCUUCAUACAUAGUGCUGACAAAAUAACGAUUAAAACCGAUAAUAGUCCGAAAAAAUUAUCGAUAAAUUUAAACAGCGUUGCCAAUUGACAAUUAAAAUCCGUUACAUUGUACAUAAUUUGAAAAAAUGCAACGUACUCCACCACAUACACCAGCAGCUGCUACCCAGCAAACAAUUACAGGUCAGUCGUCGAAACGCAACCGAUUGGAAGUAUCACCAGGAAAUUUGAGCGAUACACCUGUAGCUUCAAGUGGUCUUUCUCAAUUAGAACUUAUAAAAGUAAUAACUAAUACAAUAAAUUCAAAUUUGGAUGAGAAGCUAAAAACACUGUCGACAAAAGCAGACAUAGCGGAGGUCAAAAUGGAAAUAGGAGCAAUAAAUUCAGAAUUAAAUCACUUAAGAUUGGAAAACCAGCAGUUAAAAACUGAGUUAAUUAAAGUAAAACGAGAAUGUGAAGAAACCAAAAAAGACAUGAUUUGGAUGCAAGAGCAAAUAAGAAGCAACAAAGUUUUAAUUAGGGGUUUAAAUGCGUCCAACGAACCGGCAGCGGAAAUUAAUAAUUUAUUCACAAAUAAGUUGCAAAUUAGCCCUGUGAUAAAAUAUGCUCGCAAAAUAUUUGAAAGAAAUGGGAAAAUGAACGUGGUAGUUGAGUUCAACAGCCACCAGGGGGUAGAUGAUGUGUUCCGAAACGUCAGAAAAUUGAUUGGCUCGAACAUAUACAUAGAACGCGAUCUUAUACCAACAAAGCGACAAAUUAAGAAAGCUUCACUACUUCUAAAAUAUAAAAUAAUGGCAAUUAGCAAACAGCAUCGAAUCAUUGUGCAGGAGAACAAACUUAAAAUUAAAGAUACCUGGUUUCAUUGGGAUAGAGAACAUAAAUUAAUGGCCGGAAAAAACGAUGCAAAACAUGAACUUUUAAAGCUAUAUGGAGAUUGCAUGGAACAGUUUGAUACUGACUAUGAAACUCUGCUAACCGAAUUGAAUUCAAAAAACUAAUGAAAGUAAAUAAUAUAUCAUCACAAAAACUUUCAAUAAUAGCAUAUAAUGUAAACGGAAUAGAAAAUAAGUACA